AUGAAAUAUGUAAGCCACCGAGAGUUACAAAUGGAAUUACCCGCAAUCAAGGACCUCAGGGUCGCCGAGCAGUCGGGGCCUGGCCUACCAAGGAUGCUCGUAUUUCGAGAUUCUCAUACCAAGCUUACUGUCUCUCUCAUAAUGAUGCCGAUUUCGAUCAACAUUGCCGUCCAGAAGCCGCUCCCCGGGGUCGAGCCUGACACGACCAGCACCAAGACGGUUCAGCGGCAGUCCAUGCAACAGCCGGCAAAUCGGCUCAGGUAUCUGCUUCUCCCAAAGCACCAAAAACAACUGGCAGGAUGGGAGUUGCUGGGGAGAAGGUUGAGACGUGGGCAAAAUAUCGAGGACAAGACGCCGAAGAUUGUAUUUUUGGAAAUGAGGUUUGCUCAUAUUUGGCUGACCUACGACCAAAUGGGCGUUGCGAGACGUGCGUUUCUGGAUACUAUGGAAGCCCUUAGAGACAUCAUGUCAGGGUUGGCAAGGGCGAAUGCCGACGAGCGAGGCACUCUCGAUUGGAGGAAGGUUUUUUCGUUUGCCUGUCAUCCUCGCAUUGCCAGUGACUGUAAAAGGCCGUGGGGCAUCGAGCCAGCAGGAUAUUACUGUCACCCUCUCGAACAGGGUGGGCCAAGUGGUAGUGCGCAGAAGGCAACCCAGGAGCUUCUCCUCAAGUACAUGGAGGUAUGCUUCAAACCCGGCCGAGUCUUGACUAUGUGCCGAACGCUGAAAGAGCAUGCUCAGGUGACAGAUCCCGUUUGUGGAAUGAAAUUGGCAACGACCUCGAGUUCCGUCGCCCUUCGAGAGGCUCGCAGGCGAGUUGACCGGAGCGACGACAACACACAACCUCUCUGGAAUGCCAUUAUGUUUUCUUCGGUUCUCGGGCCCAACCCUCUUCAGCUCGAUGUUGACUUGGCCGUCUUCACAACAAAGAAGGUCGUCAAGUGGUACGACGAGCUUCUUUCCUUGUGUAAGGUUGCUGUGCAAUCUCAAGGCAUUGAGAGUCGAGUGGACAUUGCGGUCACCCUUGCUAAAAAACUGCAAGUAGCGUCUGAACGGGGGGACGCCGCAUCAGAUAGAGUGUCGGUCACAUCCGAGUCCGCGUCUGAGAAGACUCUCUGUGGUGAGAAAGAUUGGGGUUUAGGCAAGGUGACUGUUGUUGAAAUCGAGGAUGUCAGGGAUUCGGCGAGGUACGAGGAUCGAGAGGAGCUGGCUCAGCCCAGAAAGGCAAGAUGGUGGAGAAGAGCGCUGGCAUCUUUCGUCACCAAAGUCCGGGCCUCGCAUCGCCAACGGCAACAGGAGGAGGCAAGCAAGCUCGUUCGUCGUUCAUUGGAGAUCAGCCGCAAAAGAACCGAGCUGAGCAAACGUGUUGUUGACGCCGAAGUCGAGCAACUACGGCUUACAUCCAGGGGAUUCAUUCUGCAGCUGAAACUACAGACAAAAUGGCGUCAUGUCCAGGCAGUGGCGCAACGACCCGGAGUUACCAUGGUCGAGGUUAGCAAAGUGACGACUGUCAAUAUUGACCACUUGUCGUGUGAGCGACGGCGGACGCAGGCGAUCCGCGAGAAAGUGGGCAAAUUGAACCGGGCAGACGAUGCCAUGAUGCAGGGAGUAAGAGAUAUUUUGGAGCGCAGCAAGAAACUCAACAAGGAGCUCAAAAGCUUGCAAAAGGACCUGAUGAAGUACGCCUAUCGGUAUGAACCCAGAGCAAGCUUGGGACGGCGGGGGACACUGGUAUGUUGCGGGUGA
Messenger RNA from Colletotrichum lupini, 1743 nucleotides. RefSeq lists its product as uncharacterized. NCBI's taxonomy places the organism in Eukaryota, Fungi, Ascomycota, Sordariomycetes, Glomerellales, Glomerellaceae. The coding region runs from base 1 to 1743 and encodes 580 amino acids. The transcript has 5 exons. The record is from RefSeq and is a predicted model, not a curated record.